This is a messenger RNA of Perognathus longimembris pacificus (Pacific pocket mouse), 3825 nucleotides long. RefSeq names its product tudor domain containing 7 (gene Tdrd7). The transcript is spliced from 18 exons. Lineage: Eukaryota; Metazoa; Chordata; Mammalia; Rodentia; Heteromyidae. Gene Ontology annotation, biological process: lens morphogenesis in camera-type eye; spermatogenesis; lens fiber cell differentiation. The record is from RefSeq and is a predicted model, not a curated record. The coding region runs from base 145 to 3585 and encodes 1146 amino acids.
GCCGGCCGCGGGGCGGCUCCGGCGGUGCGGGGGAAACCGAAAGUGGGCGGUGGCUGAGGCGGGGACCCCGGCGGAGACGGCGGCGGGAGCAGGAUCCAGAGGCGAGGGGGACGGGCCGGGGGCCCCCCCCGGAACGAGGGGAAGAUGCUGGAAGCAGAUCUGGUUUCAAAGAUGCUACGGGCUGUUCUGCAGUCUCAUAAGAAUGGGAUAGCAUUACCCCGGCUCCAAGGAGAAUACCGAUCCUUGACUGGAGACUGGAUCCCCUUCAAGCAGCUGGGUUACCCUACUCUAGAAGCUUAUCUGAGAAGUGUGCCAGCAGUUGUCAGAAUAGAGACUAGUAGAUCUGGAGAGAUUACCUGUUACGCUGUGGCCUGCACAGAAACUGCAAGGAUUGCUCAGCUUGUGGCUCGGCAGAGGAGCUCUAAAAGGAAAACUGGGCGACAAGUUAAUUGUCAGAUGAGAGUGAAGAAAACCAUGCCAUUUUUUCUAGAAGGAAAACCAAAGGCAACCCUCAGACAACCAGGAUUUGCUUCGGAGUUUUCUAUUGGCAAAAAACCUAAUCCAGCACUGUUAAGAGACAGAGGAAAUGCUUUUGGAGUUAAGUCUGAUGCUGAAAUGCCACCUUACCCAGUACACACGACUCUUGGAAAUGAAGUAUUCAGAGACAUUCCAAUGCAGAGGCAUGUGAGCAUGCCUACCAAUAACAGGUUUAGCCUGAAGGCAUCCCUUCCACAACCUCUCCAGAUGCAUCUCUCAGCCUGUAAUAAGGAAGUGAGUGUGUGCACAUCUCCUGCUAUGGACACAGCCGGAGGGCGCGUGCAGAAUAAUUUAAAUCAGACUGUUGAAAAACCAAAUGUCACACCUCCUGCCUCUUGUAAAAUGGAUGAGGUUCAAAAUCGUAUAAAGGAAAUAUUAAACAAACAUAACAAUGGCAUUUGGAUAUCUAAGCUUCCACAUUUUUACAAGGAGUUAUAUAAAGAAGACCUUAAUCAAGGAAUUUUACAACAGUUUGAACACUGGCCUCAUAUUUGCACGGUGGAAAAACCUUGCAGUGGGGGUCAAGAUUUACUUCUUUAUCCAGCCGAGAGAAAGCAGCUCUUGACAAGUGAACCUGAACCAGACAAGGUGCCCCUGCCACCUGCUUCCAAGCAAACAGAACCAUCAAAAGAGAGUCCAGAAGUGAUGCCAGGAGAUGUCAAAGAGAAAGUAGCCGAGCUGCUGGUGAAAUACGCAAGUGGCCUUUGGGCAAGUGCACUCCCAAAAGCAUUUGAGGACACGUACAAAGUAAAAUUCCCCGAGGAUGCCUUAAAAAACCUUGCUGCACUUUCGGAUGUAUGCACCAUAGACUACAUUUCUGGAAAUCCCCAGAAAGCUAUUCUCUACGCUAAACUUCCAUUGCCUGCCGACAAGAUCCUAAAGGAUGAAGGGCAAGCACAAGGAGAUUAUGACAUUAAGUCUAUGAUUGAGCAAGAAUAUUUGCAGAUAGAGAAAAACAUUGCUGAGAGUGCCGAAACUUGUGUAGAGGAUAUGGCCGUAGCUAUUCCUCCUCUAGUCAUUCCCACCGAGGCCUCUCCAUCUGUGCUGGUGGUUGAACUGAACAACACAAACGACGUGGUUAUCAGGUAUGUGGGCAAAGACUACUCAGCUGCUCAGGAAUUAAUGGAAGAUGAGAUGAAAGAGUAUUACAGUAAGAAUCCCAAGGUUGCACCAGUCCAGGCUGUACAUGUCGGGCAGCUGCUGGCGGUCAAGGCCGAAGAAGAUGCCUGGUUACGUGCACAGAUCAUCUCAGCAGAGGAGAACAAGCUAAAGGUAUGCUAUGUUGACUAUGGUUUUAGUGAACAGAUUGAGAAGAGUAAAGCAUACAAACUGAAUCCAAAAUUCUGCUCGCUGUCAUUCCAAGCUUCAAAGUGCAAGCUAGCAGGGUUGGAUGUUCUAAAUGAUGAUCCUGACCUCAUGAAAGUGGUUGAAUCUUUAACCUGCGGGAAGAUCUUUGCAGUGGAGAUACUCGACAAGUCGGACAUCCCCCUGGUUGUUCUGUACGAUACCUCAGGGGAAGAUGAUAUCAAUAUCAACGCCACCUGCCUGAAGGCCAUGUGCGACAAGUCCCUGGAGGUUCACCUCCAGGUCGAUGCCAUGUACACAAAUGUCAAGGUGACUAACAUUUGCUCUGAUGGGACCCUCUACUGCCAAGUGCCUUGCAAGGGGCUGAACAAACUCAAUGACCUUCUGCACAAGAUAGAGGAUUAUUUCCAUUGCAAGCACAUGACCUCUGAGUACUUCAUCUCAUUGCCCUUCUGUGGGAAAAUCUGCCUCUUCCACUGCAAAGGAAAAUGGUUACGAGUAGAGAUCACAAAUGUCCACAGCAGCCGGGCUCUUGAUGUUCACUUCCUGGACUCUGGCAACGCGACAUCAGUGAAAGUCUCAGAGCUCAGAGAAAUUCCACCUCGGUUUUUGCAAGAAAUAAUUGCAAUACCACCUCAGGCUAUAAAGUGCUGCUUAGCUGAUCUUCCGAAAUCAAUUGGCAUGUGGACUCCAGAUGCUGUGCUUUGGCUAAGAGAUUCUGUUUUGAACUGCUCAGACUGUAGCAUUAAGGUCACCAAAGUGGAUGACACCAAGGGGGUUGCCUAUGUGUAUUUAUUUACUCCAAAGAACUUCCCCGACCCACAUCGCAGUAUUAAUCGCCAGAUUACAAAUGCAGACCUGUGGAAGCAUCAGAAGGAUGUGUUUCUGAGUGCUGUGUCCAGUCCAGUCAGCUCUCCUGGCAGCAUAUCCAUGUCGGGCAAUAUACCCAGCAGUACACCCAUUUCUAACAACACUCCUGUGUUGGGAAACAUGCCUGUGUCAGUCAACAUGCCGGUGUUGGGUGGUACCCCUGUGUUGGGUGGCACCCCCCUGUCAGGCAGCACUGGAGAGAAUUUCAGAAAGAGCUUCCCAGAAAUCAUCAAAAAGUCUGUGGUAGACCACACCAGCCCUUUCUCCAUGGAGGAACUGCCACCUCCUGUCCACUUGUCAAAGCCUGGGGAACACAUGGAUGUAUAUGUGCCCGUGGCCUGUCACCCAGGCCACUUUGUCAUCCAGCCUUGGCAGGAGAUUCAUAAGCUGGAAGUUCUUAUGGAAGAAAUGAUUCUGUAUUACAGCAUGUCUGAAGAGCGCCAUGUAGCAGUAGAGAAAGACCAAGUGUAUGCUGCAAAAGUAGAAAAUAAGUGGCACAGGGUGCUUUUAAAAGGAAUUCUGACCAAUGGACUGGUGUCCGUGUACGAGUUGGACUAUGGCAAGCACGAGCUAGUCAACAUAAGGAAAGUACAGCCCCUAGUGGACGUGUUCAGGAAAUUGCCCUUCCAAGCAGUCACUGCCCAGCUUGCAGGAGUGAAGUGCAGCCAGUGGUCUGAGGAGGCUUCGAUGGUGUUUCGAAAUCAUGUGGAGAAGAAAGCUCUGGUGGCACUGGUACAGACGGUUAUUGAAAGCACUAACCCUUGGGACCGGAAGGUAGUGGUCUAUCUAGUAGACACGUCGCUGCCAGACACUGAUACCUGGAUUCAUGAUUUUAUGUCACAGUAUCUGGUAGAGCUUUCAAAAGUUAAUUAAUCACUGCGUCUGGGACCUUGACAACUAAUUCAGAUUUUUUUUAGCAAUAAUAAAAUGUAGUAGGCUUUAAAAAAAAAUCUUAUUUCUGCUACAUGGCUCUGACUGUUGUGGAAGAUUGGAAAGAAUAUGCUUAUGUUUGAUGAGAGAUAUUUAGCAAGUUUUGUUUUAACAAAGUUGACUUUUCAAAGAAAAUUGCACUUGAAUUAUUACUAUAAUAUUAGAAUAAAAAUGUUUAUCAAU